Molecule: messenger RNA, 350 nt
Organism: Ichthyophthirius multifiliis
Lineage: Eukaryota; Ciliophora; Oligohymenophorea; Hymenostomatida
Product: protein kinase domain protein
Exons: 1
Biological process (GO): mitotic cell cycle; protein phosphorylation; regulation of cytokinesis
Cellular component (GO): cytoplasm; spindle pole; centrosome
Molecular function (GO): ATP binding; protein kinase activity
Source: RefSeq, a predicted model, not a curated record
AUGGUUGAUACUGAUACUCAAACAGUUAAAAUUAUAGAUUUUGGUUUUAGUAUUUAAGUACCUGAUAAUAAAAAAUUAAAUAUAUUUUGUGGUACACCGUCAUAUAUGUCACCCGAAAUUAUUUCUAAAGUCGAGUAUUUUGGUUAAAAAUCAGAUGUUUGGGCUCUUGGAAUCUUACUUUAUGUUAUGGUUUAAGGAAAAUUUCCUUUUAAAGGAAUAAAUGACAAUGAUUUGUUUUCAAAAAUUAAAAAGGAAGCUUUUCAUUUAGUAAUGAAAUUAAUGAGAAUAUUAAAAAACUAAUCAUUAAAAUCUUAUGUUUAAAUCCUUAAGAUAGGCCAAGUACUUAUGAG